CAGUGGUUGCUAAAGAGAGUGGGCGUGCGGCUUCCUCUGGGGCGAUCUGAUUUCUCCGGGAGCGUGGUGAAGGCACACUUAGGAGGAACCGUCCUCCGUGGAGCACAGACACGACCUCUGCACCGGCAGCAGCGCUGGGCACGCACGGGACUGUUUGCUUUUGGCGGGGGGGGGGGGGGGAACUCUAUUGGCUUGUUCAUCUAUCCCGGGAAAACAUCAUCUGGCAACGAGAAGCAAAGGGAACAAGUUUGGAGGGUGGCAGAGAGAGCAGCCACCGGUUGCUGCCGGCCAAGCUCCAGCCCUCAGCAGGGUCCCUGUGGGGUGGUGACAGCAGCAGGGAGGGACACCAGUGCAGCAGCCACUUCCACGUGACUCUCCAUCCCUGCUCCCACCGGAGAGACCGGGCAGCUCCGUCGGACCUGGCCAUAAGUCACGCAGGUGUGAGCGCAGCUGGGCAGGAGCAGCAGCCUCAGCUCCCGCAGAGCCAUGUCGUGGGGCAUGGGGCAGCACUUGCCCCCCGGGCUCCCCAAGGCCACGCUGCGGAAAUCAGCAUCGAUGUACACUGAAAUACAGCGGGAGCAACCAGACACUGGGAAUAUCCUGACUCACCCAGACUACAUAGAUGGAAACCCAGACCUCAUCAAACCUAAAAAGCUCCUAAAUCCUGUAAAAGCCUCAAAGAGCCACCAAGAGCUUCACAGAGAGCUGCUGAUGAACCACAAAAGAGGUUUGAGCAUGGAGAGCAAGCCAGAGCUGCAGCGGGUGCUCGAGCACCGACGGCGAAACCAGCUCAUCAGACAGAAGAAGGAAGAGGAAGAGGCAAAGAAAUUGCAAUGUCCUUUUGAAAAAGAGCUAUUAAAGAGGCACCAGAGGCUGGAUCAGUUGGAGAAAGAGCAGGAGAAGCAGGAAGACCAUGCACCAGAAUUCAUUAAAGUCAAGGAAAACCUGAGAAGAACAUCGGCGGUGACUGGGGAUGAGAAAGCAGCAUAGCUUCUGCCAAAACUCAGCGGGGAUCCUGCCAAGGCCGGCGCUAACACACACAUGCUGACAUCUCUGUACAUGGUGGACAUUCACAGUCACAUCGUUGGGGCUACUUAUGGUUAUUAACACUUGCUCCAGUAGAAGGCACAAAAGAGGUUUUCCCAGCCCAGGAAGGUAUCACUGUGGAAAAGGUGCAGUAUUCACUGAAGAAGUACUCACACAAGGAGAUGCAGAAAGAAAUGAUGUUGUUUUCUCCCCAGAUUGUGGGUGCAUGCUAACCUCCAGCUAACUCUUGGUUAACCCUAGAGACACAGUGACUGUUUAAGCCAGGGAAGCCUGUGGAGGGAUGGUUUGGGGGAUCCCUGCUUCUUCCUGGAGGCAGGAUCAUCAGGCAUGGGGUAACAGGAGGGCAGCUGCAGGUCUGGAACCUCCUGGAAACCUGGUGUGAGAACUAAAAGGGACAAUCUGUGUAUUACUGAGAACAGACCCAGUGACCACAAUGGUUUUCCCAAGGGUCACUGUCAAGCCUGGCUGAGGCCAUGUCCCAGCAGCACAACCCUACUAUUAGAAAAGUCAGCCCUUGUGUGCUCACACCAAUGCAGCACAGGAGGUGCAACUGUUCUUCAUGAGCACCUUUAAACUUCAUUUCAAACCUGUUUGAAAAGAGCUAUUUAGGCAGCUGCAUGCUCAGGCAGGAGAUACAUUGGGCUAUAUCAUCAAUGCCCCAAGUGGGAAAGCAAAGGUUGGGUGUUCUCAGCAUAGGUGUACAUGGAAGUGUGCAAUGACCAGACAGCAGAUCCCUGUGGAUGUAGCAGACAGACAAACUGCUUCUUGCCCCUGAACUACUGAGCUCCAGCCCCCCACCCAGUGGCUGGACAUGAGCUACCAUAGGAACCCACAAAAAUAUGUCCUGUGAUUGAGAGGUGGUACUGAUUGCAUUAGGUACUGAUGCAAAAGUAUGUCAGUGCUUCUUUUGCCCUUUUCCAGAGGUCAGAGUUGCUUCAUUUCAGUUGCCAUCUUACAAAGAUCUAAAAGUCUUCUUGUUACUGGUAUAGCAAAGCUGAGAUAGGCUGCUCAAACUCAGGUUGGACGGGGCUUGGAGCAACCUGCUCUAGUGGAAGGUGACCCUGCCCAUGGCAGGGGCUUGGAACUGGAUGAGCUUUAAGCUCCCUUCCACCCCAAACCAGUCUGGGAUUCUAGGAGAUAGAGGGUGCAUUUGUACCAUGUAUGGACAGAGCCUACCACAGUUAUGGGACACGCAUGCCUUGAAGCGUCUACAUCUAGAGCUAAAAUUGCACCUUCAGGAAUAUCUCAGCUUCUUGCUUCUCACAUCAGCACUUACACAAAGCCUAAACAGCAUAACUUACCAACUGCCUUUGAAAACUGGCUCACACUGGAACAAUGGCAAGCCUCAAUGGACUUAGCUGGGAAGGAAAUACCUGGUUAAACAAUAUCUACUAUCCACAUCUUCAGUGGAUCCACAAGUAAAUUAAGGGAAACUGGGUCUUUAUAAUAUAUUUAUUAAAAGGUUAUUAAUCCAUUCCCUAAUCUCUCUGGUCCAGUGGGGGUGUUUCACUUCAGAGGGAUGUUGCUCUACCUGACAGCUUGAGUCACAUCACGUGUCAAGAGCAGUGAUAGAGGUAUGGGGCUUCUGCAACUACUAGAGCCCUUAGCUCAGUUUCAGUCCCAUCUCACAGCACUGUCUCUAAGAGAGUUUUUAAGCCCCUUGCUCAUCAUCCAGUGCAUAUAGUCACUAUGGUGUCAAACAAGAUCUGACAGGAUCAAUGAUGUCCGUUCUAACUGUGAAGCUUUUCUUAUAGGUUAUGAUUAAAACCAUGAAGAAGGAGCAGCAGCAACCAUUUUUUAGGGGGGGGGAAAAGCCAAAUUUCUCCAAGAAAAAAGGGUGUUGCUAAGGAUGCUUGUACACAGCUGUAAAGAAUGCUGCAUGAUGCUCCAUAGACAACAUCAGUUUAAACCACAAACCAGAAUUACAGUGCUGGGUUUUGUGAGAGGUUACAACAGAGAUUAAGCAACCUUGAUCAAAGAGCUCAAAAAAAUUCAGCAAAUUAAUGUGUAAUUUUGCCACAGAUGGAAAUGCACUGCAGGAGAGGCAAUCUGUCACUCCAUAUGCACUAGUGAAAUCAGUGUUAUCAGCUCACCCAGGCUGGGAUGGGGGCAUUUAUGCAAGUCCUUGGGUGGGAGCCAUCCAGUAAGGGUAAGCUGAAUGCUCAGAUCAGCACUGAAAAGGUUGAAAACAUUUUGCUGUGGUCUUCUUGAGUAUAAAAACAUUAUCUGGAAAUAAUAAUUAUAAUAAUCCAAGAUGUCUCCCUUUGAUGUGGUGUGCACCAAGCACAUGUGGGGCUGCAUUCCAAUGCAGUCUGUGAUUCCUAAGGGGCAUCUGGGUCAUUUUCAGUGCAUGUCCAGAAGGGAAAGAAAGGACCAGGUCACAUUGCCCUAACACAGGCUGAGCUAAUAGAGCCACAAGAAUUCCUUACAGUGGUGGAGACGCAGCAGAAAGCCCUGACCCUGAGCCCACUAGGACCUUACAGGCUGUGAGCUGGUACCCAGCCACACAUCCAUACAAUGACCCACCAAACCAGCCACUGGCAUCUUCCAUGGGGCCAGGAUGGGCUGUGGCAGCCCCAUGGCACAAGCAGGACACACGGUGCUUCAUUCCUGCCUCCAGCCCUCCCUAACAGCACAUGGGAAAUGGCUUUUACCGUUCAAGCAUCUUCCAACACAGCUCUUCCACCCCUGUGAACUGGGAACCACCUGGGCUCAGAACAGAGCCUGCACAACCUUCACCCUUGCUCUUGUGCUUCAUGGCAUGGCAGCAUAGAGGUGGCACCCAAAAAACCACCACUAUAAGCAUCACCAGGAAGAUUUGGGGGUAUCUGUGUCUCUUUUUCUUUUAAAUUAAUUCCUCCCUAUGCCCCUAAAACACAUUCCUGACUAAACAUGGUGUAUCCAAGAAGAUACAGGUUAUCAGAGUAUUGAUGGAAGACAAUUUUUUGCACUGUGUAUGUUGCCUAUGUGGUAUAUAGUCUAUAUUCUGUGUUGGUGUUUAUACAUUUAUAUGAAAUUAUACGUCAUGCAACUCAACUGACGCUGUUUAAUGUGGAUGCUUCUGGAGAAAUAAACUAAACAAUGAUUGUAUAUUUUGCUCUCUUCCACAACGAACUGAAAAAGCUCCGAGGAUGCAAGAAGACAACAGCCAAAUAAACUGAAUGGACAUAAAAAUCA
Messenger RNA from Strigops habroptila (Kakapo), 4224 nucleotides. It is a transcript of the gene FAM107A, whose product is annotated as family with sequence similarity 107 member A. Lineage: Eukaryota; Metazoa; Chordata; Aves; Psittaciformes; Psittacidae. The transcript is spliced from 4 exons. Bases 487 to 990 code for a protein of 167 amino acids. The record is from RefSeq and is a predicted model, not a curated record. Gene Ontology annotation, biological process: actin filament bundle assembly; actin filament polymerization; regulation of actin cytoskeleton organization. Gene Ontology annotation, cellular component: neuron projection; stress fiber; synapse.